Messenger RNA from Pelobates fuscus (common spadefoot toad), 1577 nucleotides. RefSeq names its product astacin-like metalloendopeptidase. Lineage: Eukaryota; Metazoa; Chordata; Amphibia; Anura; Pelobatidae. The record is from RefSeq and is a predicted model, not a curated record. Gene Ontology annotation, biological process: proteolysis. Gene Ontology annotation, molecular function: zinc ion binding; metalloendopeptidase activity. The coding region runs from base 10 to 1521 and encodes 503 amino acids. The transcript is spliced from 13 exons.
GCUACAACAAUGCACCCAGUGUACCUCUUGUGGUUCUGUCUUAUUGGAGCCACUGAGCUGAUCCCGCUGGUAAAGAGAGCCCCUGGAAAUGGUCACUCAACCCUAUCGCUCGACACUGGCUAUGAGGGAGAAGAGAUCACAGAUGAUGUUUUCUCCCAAAUCCUAAAAAUCAACAAAGGUAGCACAAUGACUCUUUACCAUGGAGACAUAGUCAUGAACUUAAAUAACGGUUAUAGUGCCUCGAAGUGUGUUGACUGCCUGUGGACAAAAUCUGCAGAUGGAACAGUUAAAGUCCCUUACAGCUUGUCUACUGAUUACAGUGAUGAUGAGCAGAGAUUUAUCCACCACGUGCUUCUGGACUUUUCCACAUUGACCUGUGUCCACCUAGUAGAACGCUCAACAGAAGAAGACUAUCUAGAAAUAGGCUCUGGAAACGGGUGUUGGUCUUCCAUCGGUAAGGUUGGUGGAGCUCAAUUUCUAUCGGUGAUGAAGUCUGGAUGUAUGGCAAGAGGUGUCAUUCAGCAUGAAGUUCAACACGCCUUGGGAUUUUACCACGAACAAAGUCGCAGUGACAGAGAUGACUACAUUGAUGUCAAAUGGGAGUACAUAAACGAUGAAGACAGGGUCAACUUUGAGAAAAUGGAAACAGACAACAUGGGUCUACCCUACGAUUACUCUUCAGUAAUGCAUUAUGGAAAGUAUGCAUAUACUAACACAUCCGGACAGGCAACCCUUAUUCCCAAACCUGACCCAAGUGUAGAAACUGGGCAAAGAUAUGGACUUAGCCCACUUGAUGUUUCAAGGAUCAACAAGUUGUACAAUUGCCAACAUUGCGGUUUCCUGUUAUCAGGGUACAGUGGGUCUCUAGACUCUGAAAAUUACUUGUCUGCAUAUUCAGAAGCAACCAGCUGUGUUUGGCUUAUAAGAGUGGACAAAAAGGUUCUCUUGGAUUUUGACACAUUUGAUGUGGCACUCUCUGCUGGAUGCUCCACUUAUUACAUCACAGUAUAUGAUGGUAGUACAAAGGAUUUUCCUGUGCUCUUGGACAAGGCUUGUGGCAACCAAGAGAUCCCUCUGCUGGUUUCUUCCACCAAUGCCAUGCUGGUGGAGUUUGUCCAUGAAGAACCUGUCACAGCAGCUGGCUUUAAGGCUUCCUACAGCUCAGUGUCCUGUGGUGGAACAUACACGGAAGAUGAAGGUACCAUCACAUCUCCUGAUUACCCCAAUCUGUACCCCAACCAAGCAGAUUGCAUUUCCACCAUAUGGGCUCCUGUAGGCUAUCAGAUUGUACUGAACUUUACCACCAUAGAUCUGGAGUUUUCCACCUCUUGUCUUUAUGAUUAUCUAAUUAUUAAUGAUGGAAGCAGACCCAGCUCUCCAGAACUGGGCAGAUUGUGCUGGGACAAUCACAUCCCGCCCAUCCUGUCCACAGGAAAUGUUCUUCUGCUCCAGUUCCACACCGAUAGUUGGUUCAACAAACCCGGCUACAGAGCUGACUACUAUUUUGUGAAGUCGUCUUAGACUGAAAGAUUUUCAAGCCUUUGUAUUUUCGCUGGAAUCGAGAAAAUUAGAAGACC